Molecule: messenger RNA, 3333 nt
Organism: Verticillium alfalfae VaMs.102
Lineage: Eukaryota; Fungi; Ascomycota; Sordariomycetes; Glomerellales; Plectosphaerellaceae
Product: calcium-transporting ATPase
Exons: 5
Coding region: 1-3333 (1110 amino acids)
Biological process (GO): intracellular calcium ion homeostasis; calcium ion transmembrane transport
Cellular component (GO): plasma membrane
Molecular function (GO): P-type calcium transporter activity; ATP hydrolysis activity; ATP binding
Source: RefSeq, a predicted model, not a curated record
AUGUCGGCUGAUUAUUCCAAGCACCCCUUCCUGCUGACAGCAGAGGAGGCUGCUCGUGCCCUCGGCACCGACCUCGACAAGGGCCUCACCAGCCAGCAGGUCGCCGAGGCGCAGCAGAACUAUUCAAACGCCAUGGUCCUGGGUCUCGUCUUCGCCAUGAUCCUCUCCUUCGCCAUCAAUGACUACAUUGAGGGCGGUGUCCUUGCCUUUGUCAUCUUCGCCAAUGUCACAAUUGGCUUCUAUCAAGAGUACCGUGCCGAACAGCGCAUGGAUGCCCUCCGAGCCCUCUCUUCUCCCUCGGCCAUGGUUUUGCGCGACGGCAAGACCCAGGUCAUCUCCAACCCCGACGUCGUGCCCGGUGAUAUCAUCCUUCUCAAGAUGGGCGACACCAUCCCCGCCGAUCUCCGCAUCUACGAAGCCAUGAACUUGUCGUGUGACGAGCAGUCUCUCACGGGAGAAUCUCUCCCAGUCGAUAAGAGCAUCAAUGCCGACCUCGUCAUUCCCGGCACCGACACGGUGGCCACCAGCCCUCAGGACCUCGUGGUCGGAGACCGCAUCAACAUGGCCUACGCUACCACCAUUGUGAAGAAGGGCCGCGGCCGCGGUAUUGCUGUCUUCACUGGCAUGAAGACUGCCGUCGGUGAAAUUGCCGCCUCGACCACCAAGAAGAAGCGCAAGCCCGGCCGCUCGAUGAACGCGAAGAAGUACGGCGCCAAAGCCCCUUUUGUCGGCGGCUCCAAGCGCACCUAUGAUGCUGUGGGCAAGUUCCUUGGGUUGACCGAGGGAACCCCUCUCCAGCGGAAGCUUGCAGUGUUGGCCUACUUCCUUUUUGGCUGUGCCAUCAUUCUCGCCAUGAUCGUCUUUGGCGCCCACAAAUUUGAUCUGUCCGGCGAGGUCAUCAUUUAUGCCGUGUCACUCGGCAUUGCCAUCAUCCCGGAGUCACUCGUAGCGGUUCUCACCAUCACCAUGGUCGUUGCAGUCACUGUCAUGCGCAAGGCCAACGUCGUCGUCCGCGACCUCUCUGCCCUGGAAGCUCUCGGCGGCGUGACCAACAUUUGUUCCGACAAGACUGGCACUUUGACUCAGGGCGCCAUGAUUGUCCGCAAGGCCUGGCUCCCUACCUCGCACACCUACACCGUACACGACUCGCAGAACCCUAACGAUCCCACUGUCGGUCGUGUCACGUAUACCGCGUCUCGCAAAGAAGAGGAGGCUCAACCUCGCAAGGACUACGACCAAGAGAGGUCCGCUGGUGCUCUCACCUUUGAUGUUCCCGAGACCCGAGAGAAGCCUUCCAAGCCCAAGGAGCCCGAGGUGCCGGCUGAAAUGAAUGAUGCUCUCGAGGCGUUCCUCCUUUCUUCCGCUCUUUGCAACCUGGCCACUGUCCGUUUCGACGAAGAUGAGAAGAAGUGGCAGACCACUGGCGAGCCAACUGAGAUUGCUCUUCAAGUUUUCGCCCACCGAUUCAAGCUCGGCAAGAAGGGUCUUGAGGCCGGGGGCUGGAAGCAACUCGGUGAAUUUCCCUUUGACAGCUCUAUCAAGCGCAUGUCCGUGGUCUUUGAUGCCCCGCAAGACGGAUCGCCCCAGCUCCUGUCCACAGACAACAGCCUCGUCUUCACCAAGGGCGCUGUUGAGCGUGUCCUCGACCUCUGCAGCCACAUCGGUUACGGCGAUUCCAAGCAAGUCAUGACGGAUGAGCUGAAAGAAGAGGUUCUUGGCCAAAUGAACCAUCUCGCCUCGCAGGGCCAGCGUGUCCUUGCAAUCGGCUACAAGGAGUGGGACGGCAAGUUUGAAAUGCCUCACAUCCAUGGCAAAGCUGAGGCGGGUGCCGAGGAGGCCAUGAGGAACGAGAUUGAAGAUGACCUGACGCUUCUCGGCCUCGCUGGUAUCUACGACCCGCCCCGUCGCGAGACCAAGGACUCCAUUUCUGAGUGCUCGACCGCUGGUAUCCGCGUCCACAUGCUGACUGGCGACCAUCCCGAGACUGCCAAGGCUAUUGCAAAGGAAGUCGGCAUCAUUCCCAAGAACAUGGGUAUCUUGCCCGAAAACGUCGCACGUCACGCUGUCAUGAAAGCCACCGACUUUGAUCGAAUGACCGAUCAGGAGCAGGACGCUCUCGAGGAGCUGCCUCUGGUUAUUGCACGAUGCGCCCCCGAGACCAAGACUAGGAUGAUCCAUGCCCUUCGUCGCCGAAACGCCUUCAUGGCGAUGACCGGUGACGGUGUCAACGACGCGCCCUCGCUGUCAAGCGCCGAUGUCGGUAUCGCCAUGGGGUCUGGAUCCGACGUGGCCAAGGGCGCGUCUAAGAUUGUCCUGACCGAUGACAAGUUCAAUUCCAUUGUGUCCGCCAUCCGUCAGGGACGUCGCAUGUUCGACAAUAUCCAGAAGUUCAUCCUCCACCUGCUGACGUCCAACGUCGGUGAAGUCAUUCUGCUUGUUGCUGGACUUGGUUUCCGCGACGCCCAGAAUCUUGCUGUUUUCCCCGUUUCGCCUCUCGAGAUUCUUUGGAUCAACAUGGUCACCUCGUCGUUCCCAGCCUUCGGUCUCGGCCGUGAGGCUGCCGCCCCGGACGUCAUGCGCCGACCCCCUCACGACAAGAAGCGCGGCGUCUUCACCAACCAAAUCAUGAUUGACAUGCUAGUCUACGGCGUCAUCAUGGGCGCUCUCACCAUGGUCAGCUUCUGCAUUGUUAUCUGGGGCGCCAACGAUGGCAACCUCGGCUCCGAGUGCAACAAGUCCUUCUCUGACGAGUGCAUCCCUGUCUUCCGCGCCCGUGCAUGUGUCUUUGCCGAGCUGACCUGGAUGAUUCUUCUUUCUGCCUGGGAGUUCAAGAGCCUGCGUCGUUCUAUGUUCCGCCUCAACCCCGACGACGAGAGCCGCUUCCCCCUGUUCAAGGAUCUCUGGAGCAACAGGUUCCUCUUCUGGGCCGUCAUCAUCGGCGGCAUCUCCGUCUUCCCCGUCGUCUACAUCCCCUACGUCAACCACAACUUAUUCAAGCACACGGGCAUCACGUGGGAGUGGGGCGUCGCCGUUGCCUUUACUAUUCUCUUCGUCUUUGGCAUUGAGGCGUGGAAAUUUGUCAAACGGACGUUUGGCCUGCUCGAGAGCGGCGCCGUCGUACGCGGCUCGUUCAACCAGGGCGAGGAGAGCACCGGUACGGGUAUGCGCCGCACCAUGACAAUGAGCAGCUUCAAGGAGUGGGCGAGCUUCUCGCGGUCAAACACCCAGGGACGCAGGUCGCGAUCUCAGUCUCGAUCCGGGCCGCGAAGGGCCACGAGUGACGUCUCUGGCUCUACGCAGCAUGACGGAGCCACGGCCGAGCAGAAGGUUUGA